Ectocarpus siliculosus is the source of this 4881-nucleotide messenger RNA. The record is from the annotation of a GenBank genome assembly. NCBI's taxonomy places the organism in Eukaryota, Phaeophyceae, Ectocarpales, Ectocarpaceae.
AUGCUUACUGCGGCCGCUGCUACUGCUGCCCCCAUUGAACCACGAACUAAAGGGCCGACCAUGGUCGACGCCGUCUUCAUGAACAAGGAGGAGGUGGACCUUGUGCCCAUCUACUACGACCCCGUGCACGACUUCGGCUUCUACCGCUUCGAUCCCAAGGCGGUCAAGUUUAUGGAGGUCGCCGAGGUGGAGCUCAACCCUGACGGGGCUAAGGUCGGGGUGGAGAUCCGAGUGGUUGGGAACGACAGCGGGGAGAAGCUCAGCAUCCUUCCCGGCAUUCUGGCGAGGCUCGAUCGCGCCGCACCGGAGUACGACACCGGGGGUUACCGCGACUUCAACACCUUCUACCUGGCGGCGGCGAGCUCCACGAGCGGAGGGAGCAGCGGGAGCCCGGUCCUGACCGUGGACGGGAAGGCGGUUGCUCUGAACUGCGGCGCACGUGUGGAGACAGCGGCGGCGUUCUACCUCCCGCUUACCAAGAUUGUCAGGGCGCUUGAGCUCAUCCAGCGAGGGGAGAAGGUGACACGAGGCACGUUGCAGACCGUUCUGAGGCACACCGCCUUCGACGAAGCCCGCCGCCUGGGGCUCAAGCCGGACACCGAGGCACUCCUCCGAAAGGAGUUUCCGGAAGAAACAGGCGUUCUCGUCGUGGGAGAGGUAGUCCCCAAGGGGCCCGCGGACGGCGUGCUGGAGCCGGGAGACGUCGUGGUGCGCAUGAAGGGCGAGACGAUCACCACCUUCUUGCCGUGGGAGUCGGCCCUCGAUGACGGUGUCGGAGGGGAGGUGGAGGUGCAGGUGCAGCGCGGGGGAAAGGAGGUCAUCGCUCGGUUGACGGUCGGGGACUUGCACGCCAUCACCCCGGCCGAGUACCUGGACGUGAGCUCGAGCGUGCUCCACCCACUGAGCUACCAGCAGGCCAGGAACUACAACCUCCCCGUGGAGGGGGUCUACCUCGCACAGGCCGGUUACAUGCUCGAACGGGCGUGGAUCUCGAGCCAGUGCCUCAUCACGUCCAUCGGCUCCGACCCCACACCGGACCUCGAUGCGUGCGAGGCCGCCUUGUGCAAGCAUGCGGACGGGGCGCGUGUGUCGGUGAGGUACAAGGCUCUGGGUGAUCGCCACCGGACCAAGACGGCGGUUAUCACCAUCGACAGGAAGUGGUACACGAUGCAGGUGGACGGCGUGUCCGGGAGCUACUGCAUCGGCGUGGGCGUCAUUGUGGACGCGGAGCUCGGCCUGGUGGUCGUGGACAGGAACACGGUUCAGGUCUCCCUCGGCGACGUCAUGCUCACCUUCAACGGCAGCGAGGAAGUAGCGGCGCGUCCGAUCUUCUCGCACCCCACCCAGAACUUCGGCGUGGUGAAGUUCGACCCUUCCCUCGUCAGCGGCUCCUUUACGGCAGCCCUCCUCUCCUCCAGGGAGACCGAACACGAAGACAAAGACAAGGACCAGGACUUGGAAGAAGAAUGCAGCGACGUCGACGGCGGCGACGACGACGUCGAGAGUGACGACAACUGCUCCGACGACAGCGGCAAGAACUGCGCCGGCGGCAACGCCGAGCGUGGCGAUGAUGAGAACGGCGGCGAGAACGAGAGCGGAGGGAGCGGCAUCAACAGCUGUGACGGAGGGAAGGUUGCCGCCGACAAGACAGCCGCUGCCGACACCACCGCGGCCACCGCUGACGGCGACAGCAAGGACAAGGAGGAACGAGAGGCACCGACGCGGGCGGCGGUGGUCAAGCUGGAGAGGCUCUCGCUGGCAUCGUCCGCACACCCCCAGUUCACCGCCCACACCGUCGAGGUUUUGCAGUUCGACCAGAUCGCCAGCUGCAUCGGCGGCCUCUUCAUCGCCGUCCCCCGCUCCGACGCGGCAUCGCCGUCACCGCCGCGAACGGGAGGGGACGCCAAGGACCCGUCCCCGGGUAAAAGGAAGUCCGUCCCCGUGGUGUCGGCGUUCUGGCACUCGUUCGCCUUCUCCACCUCCGACGGCAGGAAGCAGACCAUGCGCGGCCUGCCCGCCCCCGUGGUGCGGCGAGCAGUAGAGCGCCUCCGGCGGGACCUGCUGCUCGGCAAGGCGGCGGCGGAGGAGGGUGGUUCGUCGGUUGAGCACGAGAUGGAAGAUAAGCAGCAGCAGCAGCAGCAGCAGGAGGGGCAAGAGAAGCGGGUGCUUGCGGACAACGACAGCGGUGUCGGCGUUGACGGGGGACCCGCGGAGGACGGCCUCGACGCGGCAGGGGCGGAGGCAGAGCGAGAGCUCGCGGCGGCUGCAGCGCAAGUGCUCGUGACCCUCGAGCUCAGCAAGGCGAGGGCGGGCCUCGGCUUGAGCGAGAAGUGGUCUCGAAGGAUCGAGAGGAAGUGCGGCGGAGGGCGACAAAAGCAGGUGUUGGAAGUUCGGCGCUGCAUGGCCGGAACCCCCGCGUUCUCCGUGGUGGAGACGGGCGACAUCAUCCUUGCCGUCAACGGCAAACUCGUCACCAGAUUCAGGGAGGUGGAAGUGGCGGUGGAAGAGGGAGAAGGGUCGUCGGUGCGUCUGACCAUUCUCAGGGAGUUGGAGGAAAGAGAGCUCACGGUCAAGCCGUCGUACCUGCCGACUCGGGAGACGGAUCGCCUCUUCAUGUGGGCCGGUCAGAUGAUCCAAUCGCCUCACCUAGCCGUGCUUCAGCUGGGGCCUACGCUGGAACUCUGCCGCACCGGGGACGGUUGGACGAGGACGCUGCACAAGGGCGCCCCCGCGAUCACCACCAGCACGACCCCGGACACGGCUACCACCGCCGACACCGCCAGCGUCAGCUCCGCCAGCCCCGAAACCAGCUCCGUCGCCAGCACCAGCACGCCUGCUUCGUGUGAGAUUCCGGGGCCGGAGGCUGAUGCAGCCGAGGAGGGCGGCAACGAAAUAUUUGAGGACGACGCCGCCGAUCCCAACUCGCGUGAACUUCCGGCGGCGGGGGGUGGGCUGGCCCCGGUGCUCGGGCAAGAACAGGCAGAUUCUACGGUGGGGGGGGGUGACAAGGGUGGUGAUAUAGCGGAUACCGAUGGGGCCUCUGACGAGCAGACGGAGUGAAUAUGUCAAACGUCUUUCAACCUUUAGUCUGAUAGUAGCAGAGAAAAGAGGGCUUUUGGCGCUUCUGCCGGUCUUUGACAUCGCAGGGGUUUGCCAUACCGUGGUGUUGUUUUGAGGGAGGCGGGGGGCGGGGUGCAUGCUCGAUCGCUAUUUUGUAGGAUGUUCGGCGGUAUCAGGUAUUAUAGAGUAUUGAGGGGAAUAUUGAGCUCUUGCUGCCUUGAUUGGGGGACCGUUGUGGGCAGACGUACAGCAGUCUGGCGAUGCUGUUUCAACUGAGCUUUUGAGGGAUUUCCCGCGCACCCGGAUGCCUUGCUAAACACGGGAUGGCUCUUGGCGACGUUAGUGUUCGAUGGAGAUGGUAGAGAAGAUCUCUAGUGACUGUGACAAGAGUAAGUGCUGCUUUUGCUUCGGUGGUGCUUUGGUUACCCCGGUGUGCAACGCCGUAGUUUCCUUUUAGGGGCGCGGGACUUUUGUCUGUUUGUGUUUGUUUUUGAUGUCUUUUUGAGGUAUUGAAGCUAGACUACAUGUACAGCAGUGUCGCAGUUCUACAACAACAACAGUGGCGCGCGUUGCUUUUGUGGUGCGUCGCACGAGGCGUUCCCCCACCGGGCUCGGUGCAAAUAGUUGACGUGCGGCAGAGAGCAAAAUUCCGCGACACAGACGAUCCUUACAGCUUUGCCCUCGCUGUAUGGUGGGGUUUAUUUCGGGCUAAUGUUCAGUCGGGGGAGGGAUGGUGGGCAAGUAAAUGCUCCGGUCGUAGGCAUGGUACGACAAAGUGAGCGCGCGAGCAGAGGUGGUGGGAGUAGAGGCAGAGGACGUAUGGUGGUGGUGUUGGUAUUCAUUGUCGGGCAUUUGGAGGCGGUUUGGGCACUGUUGUGUCCCACUGCAAAGACGGUGGUGGUGGGGUUCGUGGUAAGUUGUUCCCAUGACUGCGGACGUACCAGGUUCGCCAAGAGCCAGACCGGUGCAUGUACAUGCAACGUCAAGUUGUUCGGCGAUUGUUGCUUCAACAUGUAGUUUUUGGGGUAGGUUUGGAAGCACGUGGGGCGAGGGAAGCCACAAUAACGCGCUUUGUUGAGCGCGUUCUAGCGCAAAAGGUUUGGAUGAGGUUUUGCGGCACGGGCGGGGGGGAGAGUGACGGUAACGCGCGUGGUGAGUGAACUCUCUAGUGCGAGAAAGGGUGGUUCAUCCGUCCUACCACACUGCCCCUGUCGGGUGUGAUUGCUUACCCUCUUGUGUGUGUUUUGGUUCGAUAGUGGAGGUAUGGGGCUAGGACGGAACGUCGUUUGGGUCUUGCAUGCCCUAGGCGUUGGAAAGCCACAGAGCGUGCGCGGGGCACAUCCAUCAUCAUUGAUCAUUGACCACCGUGUUCCCAUAGAGGAGGCGCUUUAUGCAUAUUGGGAUAUAACCUACUGUGUCGUGUUCGAAUUAUGUGUUCCAAUCGCUCCUGCUUAGUACGGGCUAAGCCGGGGCUUGUAAAGAAGGAAGAAGUGCUUUUGCUUUUUUCGAAUUUCGUGAGUGCAUCGACUUGACCGCCCCAAGGGAGUUGGGGUGUGGCCUGAGGCGUGUUGAGAGUUCGACGUAUCAUGACGAGCAACGCUUGACGCCGUCUUGUUUACCUUUUUCAGUUUUGCCCCUUCGCUGUUUUCGUGUGCGGGUGUUUUCACCACGUUUGUGCCGUUUUGUCUUUUUUGUUCUCUGUCAUGUGGUGAGUCCAUGGGAUCUUUUUGACUGACUGGCGAAGGCUAAGGAACUUGCGGUUGCCUAGAAAACCCUUCACAUAAAAGGUCUGUUCAGUUUUCAGAGGUGGGGGGGGGGUUG